AUGAACAAGGUACUACAACCCUUUUUUGAAAAGUUCAUUGUAGUAUACCUAGAUGAUACUGUGGCUUAUAGCAAGACAUUGGAGGAUCAUGUUGAACACUUGAGGAAGAUCCACAUUGUUGGAGGUGGCGUGAUCAAGAUAGAUAGGGACAAGAUUCAGGCCGUUAAAGAGUGGGAAGCACCAACCAAUGUAACGGAUUUAAGAUCAUUCUUGGGGUUGGCUAAUUACUACCGGAGGCUUGUCAAAGAUUACUCCAAAAUAGCCACACCAUUGAUCGAGUUGUUGAAGAAGACCAAGGUGUGGGAUUGGGGACCGGAGUGUCAGAAAGCCUUUGACGAACUCAAGUUCACAAUAGUGAGUGAGCUGGUCUUUGUGCUUCCAGAUUACACAAGCCCUUUGAGAUUUACACUGAUGAAUUCGAUGUGGCGAUUGGUGAGGUCCUUAUGCAAGAGGAACAUCAGGUUACUUUUGAGAGCUGGAAGCUCAAAGAUGCUGAGUGGAGAUACACGAUGUAUGAGGAGGAGAUUACUGCGGUUGUCCAUUUUCUAUGAGCAUGGCGACAUUAUGUGCUUGGGUCAAAGUUGGUGGUGUACACGCUUAAUGUUGCCAACAGUUACUUCCUGA
This is a messenger RNA of Hibiscus syriacus, 624 nucleotides long. RefSeq lists its product as uncharacterized. The coding region runs from base 1 to 624 and encodes 207 amino acids. The transcript has 2 exons. NCBI's taxonomy places the organism in Eukaryota, Viridiplantae, Streptophyta, Magnoliopsida, Malvales, Malvaceae. The record is from RefSeq and is a predicted model, not a curated record.